AUGCGUGAUGACGCCACAGAACAUCAACAAUUCACAUGUGGCCUAGAAACGGCGUUGCUGUGCCUGUGCUAGCACCAACUGGGUAAUGUGGAGCUGACUUCCCUAUCGAAACACCUCAUUUAAAAUAAAUAUUAUACGGCUAUUCGAGAUUUGUACACAACUAUACCUGAGCCAACAUGCCUCCGAAGAAACCCGCACAGCCCGCGGGGAAUAAAAAAACUCAAGAGAAGAAAAAGGAGAAGAUAAUUGAGGACAAGACAUUUGGCUUGAAGAACAAGAAAGGGGCCAAGCAGCAGAAGUUCAUCAAGAACGUUACUCAGCAAGUCAAAAGUGGAACUGCGAAACCGGCUGAUGGAAAUAAGAAGGUUGAUAAGAAGAAGGAGUUGGACGAGCUCAACGAGCUGUUUAAACCUGUAGUCGCUGCUCAGAAAGUUGCAAAAGGUGUUGACCCAAAGUCAGUGCUGUGUGCAUUUUUUAAGCAGGGCCAGUGUACCAAAGGUGACAAGUGCAAGUUCAGCCAUGAUUUAUCAAUGGAGAGGAAAUGUGAGAAAAGAAGCCUCUACGUGGAUGAAAGAGAUGAUGAGCUGGAGAAAGACACUAUGGACAACUGGGAUGAGAAGAAACUGGAAGAGGUCGUCAACAAAAAACACGGAGAGGCAGAGAAGAAGAAAGCCAAAACACAAAUUGUGUGUAAGCACUUCCUGGAGGCCAUAGAGAAUAAUAAGUACGGCUGGUUCUGGUCAUGUCCAUCGGGGGGUGAUGUCUGCAUGUACCGGCACGCUCUGCCACCUGGCUUUGUACUGAAAAAAGACAAGAAGAAGGAGGAGAAUAAAGAGGACGAAAUUUCGCUGGAGGAACUGAUAGAAAACGAGCGUGCAGCUCUGGGUGUCAAUGUGACUCGAAUCACCCUGGAGACUUUCCUGGCUUGGAAGAAGAGGAAAAGGCAGGAGAAGAUUGACAAAGCGAGGGAUGAGAUGGAGAAGAAGAAGGCUGACUUUAAGGCUGGAAAAUCGCUAGUGGUGAGCGGGCGCGAAGUGUUCGAGUUCCAUCCAGAGUUGGUCGAUGAUGACGAUGCUGAAGCCGACGACACUAAAUAUGCCAGCGAAGAAGAAGAUGAUAAUGACGACGACGACCAGACUGAUUCUACAGAUGUCCAGGACAUAGACCUAUCCCGUUUUGUUCCACAAGAGGUCGACAACACAGGCAUUACUGUAGCAUCCACGGACCGUUUCACCUCGAGGAACAAAACUCAGCCGACGAAAACGGACAACGAGGAGCAGCUGAAUGGGGCUUGCGGUGGCGCCGAAUCCAACGGGCUUUCGGGAGCAGAGGGAGGCGGGGAGGACGGAGGCGGGGAGGAGGAGGAGGAGGAGGAAGAAGAAGAGGAGGAAGAGGAGGUACCGGUGGAUGAGAACCUGUUCACAGGAGAAGAUCUGGAGGAGCUCGAUGAGGAACUCAACACACUGGCGCUGGAAGACUGAGAGGGAGCGC
Messenger RNA from Perca flavescens (yellow perch), 1491 nucleotides. RefSeq names its product zinc finger CCCH-type containing 15 (gene zc3h15). The coding region runs from base 177 to 1481 and encodes 434 amino acids. The record is from RefSeq and is a predicted model, not a curated record. Gene Ontology annotation, molecular function: mRNA binding; metal ion binding. Gene Ontology annotation, biological process: cytoplasmic translation. Gene Ontology annotation, cellular component: cytosol. NCBI's taxonomy places the organism in Eukaryota, Metazoa, Chordata, Actinopteri, Perciformes, Percidae. The transcript has 11 exons.